Messenger RNA from Beta vulgaris subsp. vulgaris (sugar beet), 937 nucleotides. RefSeq lists its product as uncharacterized. The record is from RefSeq and is a predicted model, not a curated record. Gene Ontology annotation, biological process: meristem maintenance; meristem development. Bases 20 to 937 code for a protein of 305 amino acids. NCBI's taxonomy places the organism in Eukaryota, Viridiplantae, Streptophyta, Magnoliopsida, Caryophyllales, Amaranthaceae. The transcript has 6 exons.
GGCUUACAUUCUUGCAUUGAUGGGGUCCAUUCUUUUUGCCGACAAGAGUGGAGAUGCAGUCCAGGUUCUUUAUCUCCCGCUUUUAGCUGAUCUCGACGUAGCAGGGACAUAUAGUUGGGGUAGUGCGACCCUUGCAUACCUGUAUCGGCAGCUAUGUCGGGCAUCACAUAGGGGUGCGAGGGAGUUAGGUGGCCCUGUGUUGUUGUUACAGAUUUGGGCAUGGGAGCACAUACACAUUGGCAGACCUCGGAUUUCGAGGGUGCGGGACCCACCUCCACAGUUUGACGAGGCCGUUCCUAUUUUAGGCUCCCAGCAUGUUCCGGGGAUUGACCCCUUAGCUGUCAGUUGGCUUCGAGUACACAUCACUAGGUCCCACACAGCAGGUGGGCUUCCUUACUACAGGGAUGCACUUGACCAUCAGACGGACGAGCAGAUGACUUGGCAGCCAUAUACUGAUGCGAGACUGGCGUUGUUACCUGCUAUAUGUCGAGCUGAUCGACAUGUAUGGCGCACAUGGCCCACUUAUCUGUUUCGACAUUGUAGAGUUCCAUUUCCCUGGUCGAGUUAUGCGCCAGCACAUACUUUAUCUGAUAUUGCUCAUAGGUGCGGUACUGUACUAGAGGCUUCUGAGUCAUUGCCUCCAGAUAUGGGCGUGCCUACUUCUGCUGGAUAUACAUCGACUUCUACAUCUUCUACGUCUGCUGCCCAUAUAUCUACCACGUCAGCUUUGCUUUCACCUCCAGUCACUCAGAGGGCCUAUCGACGACGUUCUGACACUACUCCCCCUUCUCUUGAUGCCAUUGCAGAGACUCAUGAAACCACACCUAGCUCAUCUACACCUUCACAAAAGAAAAAGAGAGGGUUGGAUGUUGUUUGGGAUUGGUGGAAUUUUUUUGGCGUUCUGGCAGUUGGCCAGUUAUGUGGAAACAAUGAGUGA